AUGCUGGUGCUGCAGAUGCCCGAAAGCCCGCCCAAAGGCAAGCGCUACAUUCACACACCGGGCAACGAAGCCGCCUUUGCGCAGCUUCCAGUGCCCGGCACGUUUGUCGUCGCGGGCGCAGCUCCGCCCCCGGCGCGCGCUUACUUGCCCCCUGAGGCCUCGAUGCGCCGCUCCAUUGGCCGAUCUGCGCUCAUGACGUUGCGCAGAGAGCCGCGCUGUACCCCGACAAGAUCGUUCCCGUACGACUGCAUGAACGAGGCGCUGGCGCAGCACUGGGUGCCAUUGUCGACGCACGUCGCGACCGAGCUCGCGCACUUGGCCAUUGACGACGUCGGCGACGCUAACACCUUUCGCCUGCGUCCCAGCGCCGGCAGCGGUGUCAACGCAGCCUCCUUUGGCCUCCUCAUCGUAUUGCUGCCGUCCUUGUACAUCGGUGGUCACCUCGCCUUUGCCUACGACGGGAUACCGCAAUCGGCCAACGCUUGCAGCACGACGACGACGGUGUACGCAGCUUCUUUGCUAUCGAUGACCAUCACGUCGACGCGGAUCACGCGUGGGAACCGUGAUGCGCUCGUCGACCGGCUGUACCAUGUCAGGGCCGCGGUGCUCGUACCGCCGGCACCCGACGCGGCUGUCGUGGCUUUCCAGGCGCUCAGCCUCUCGACGAGAGAGCCAUUUCAGCGGCUCGGGCGGGCUCUCUUCGUCUCCCACGAACCACGCUCGUUUGAAUCGCUUGGCGAGUGGAACCGCGCGUUCAUCACAAUGCUUGUCGCCUCCGGUGCAUAA
This is a messenger RNA of Saprolegnia parasitica CBS 223.65, 786 nucleotides long. RefSeq lists its product as hypothetical. NCBI's taxonomy places the organism in Eukaryota, Oomycota, Saprolegniomycetes, Saprolegniales, Saprolegniaceae. The transcript is spliced from 2 exons. The record is from RefSeq and is a predicted model, not a curated record. Bases 1 to 786 code for a protein of 261 amino acids.